Phytomonas sp. EM1 is the source of this 1749-nucleotide messenger RNA. NCBI's taxonomy places the organism in Eukaryota, Euglenozoa, Kinetoplastea, Trypanosomatida, Trypanosomatidae. The record is from the annotation of a GenBank genome assembly.
AUGAAUAAUCCGUUGACGGCUUCCGGCGUUCCGCCGGGAAGUGCGAUGCGUUCUGGCAGCAAUCGUGGUGCCGCAGUGGGUGUGGGUGGGAGUUUACGGCAACCCAUCGCCGUAGCUGCGCAGCCUGCGGUCAUUCGAGAGGGCGUUCGUGCGGCUUCUCGUCGAGGGUUGGGAACUUCCGCAGGUCCGGCUCGGCAGGUCGGCGAUCGUAGCUACUACAUCGGCCUGCUGCGGCCAAAGAUUGCGGAACUUUCCGCCGAGAUCGAGCGCCUCAACGAGCAGGAACAGCAGAUUGAGAAGAACAGCUCCGUCUUGGUUCAACUCCAGCAGAAAACGAAGUCUCUCAACGAGGAGAUCGAGAAGCUCAAAGGGAUGCUCGCGGAUGUGAAUCUCGCGAUCGAGAGCGCCGACACGCGUGACCUCGCAAGCAUGCGGAAGGAAAACGCGCAGCUCGCGCAGGAGAACGCGCAGAAGCGGAAGGAGGUGGAUAAGCUGUUCCUUAGCCUGCGGGAGGCGGAGGCGAAGAUAAAGGAUAACAUGCAGGCACUCGAUGACGAGAUGCAGAACUUGGAUCGCCGCAUCCUAACGAAUAAUGAAGACUACAACGCCUACAAGGCGGUUCGGGAUGAGGCCUUCGCCGUCUCCCAGCAGGUUCUCGAGAAGCAGCACGAGGUUCGCACCUUAACCGCGAAGCAGGAGCUGCUCAUGACGAAGCUUGACAAGGAUGGCAGCCGACGGCGCGCAGCGGAGAUGCUGUGCGAGAUCCUACGCAAGCGCCGCGAGCGCGAUGAGCUCGCGAAGGAGUGCUCCCUCUCGGUGGAGGAGGAGAAGCAGCUUCUGAUCAAGAAAGUGAAAGCCACUCGCUCCGAUAUCGAGGCGCUUGGGCGGCAAAUCGUCGACACCCGCGACGCGCUGGAAGACUCCAAGAUGCGUCUUAAGUCCCUUGACGACGAGAUUAAAAACUACACGAGCGAAAACGUGAAGACCUACCAGUCGCUAAAGGAGAAGGAGCAGGAGAUGCAGACCUUCUUGGAUGAGUACCCCGACAAGGAGCGCGACUCCCUCGCGAAGAUUGAGCAGGAGCAGCAGGAGAUCACGACGCUCCUGGAGAAGAUAUCGCGCGCGUUGGAGCUUCAGCGGCAGCUCCCCGCCGGUGGCAACCCCGGCGCCCUGCAAGUCCUCACCACCGAGGUCGACGCGAAGCAGGAGCAGAUCAAAAACGACCAACGCACCCAUCAACGCCUGGAGAAAGAGCUGAUGGAACGAAAAGCUGAGCUCGAUAAGGUCUCCCACCUCGAUCGAAAAAUCAAGGAGGAGUUGGAAUCGCAGAACGCGAAGAUGACGGAGCAGAGGGCCGAGAUUGAGCGUUAUGAGGAUCUCGAUGGGCUUCGACAAGAGGUGGAUACCCUCCGGUGCGACUUGGAGGAGCAGUUGAGUUAUUUUAAGUGCGUUUGCGAUCAUGGAAGGCGGUUGGUGGAUGCCGCGAUGGAAGAGUACGGGCGGCGGAAAACGCAACUCCAGGCCGACAGCCUCCACCAGUCCCUAACGGCGCAGGAGCAGAAGCUGCGGUUGUUAUGGCAAACCACCUUCUCUCUGGAGGAUUUCGUCCGGCUAAAGGAGAAGGAGAUGCAGUAUUUACCGAUUAAGGCCGAGUGCUUGCGCUCUGUGGAUGAGAUGAAUAUUCAGCUGAAGGAGCCCUCUCGACUCGCCGGAUCGGGCGGUCCGCCGAUGAUUAACCUGAACAAUUGA